Schistosoma mattheei is the source of this 350-nucleotide messenger RNA. The record is from the annotation of a GenBank genome assembly. NCBI's taxonomy places the organism in Eukaryota, Metazoa, Platyhelminthes, Trematoda, Strigeidida, Schistosomatidae.
AUGGAAGCCGGUGACCAACAAUUGGUUCAUACGCCAUUUGUCCCUGCAGGAUACUGGAACCCAUGUGCACCAUUGGUUUGUGAUCCGCUUAAAGCGCCGGACAUUCGCUUUUCGUCCUCUCAUUUUCGUAAACAACACCCCCGCCACGAGAAGGCAGUGAGUAGGACUUCCCUGGCAGAGGCUGUAUACGCGUAGCCGUGUGAGAGUUUUUCGAGCAGGAGGGCGGGCCCGCCCUUCUCCCGGUCAUAACCAGGGCAUUUGGGGGCUUUCAUGCUUAAGAUCGAUACUUGUUGAAAUGGUUGCUGGCCGGGCAGUCAGUCCGUAAAAACGUAGAACUUCGUACGUACGUA